Diuraphis noxia (Russian wheat aphid) is the source of this 2133-nucleotide messenger RNA. Its product is annotated as lysophosphatidylserine lipase ABHD12-like. Gene Ontology annotation, molecular function: monoacylglycerol lipase activity; phosphatidylcholine lysophospholipase A1 activity. Gene Ontology annotation, biological process: phosphatidylserine catabolic process; monoacylglycerol catabolic process. Gene Ontology annotation, cellular component: endoplasmic reticulum membrane. Lineage: Eukaryota; Metazoa; Arthropoda; Insecta; Hemiptera; Aphididae. The record is from RefSeq and is a predicted model, not a curated record.
CAGUCAGUCGUAGUGCUCAGUGCCGUGUGCCCGUGUGGUAGACGGCAGUGAACUAGUGAGCCAGUGAGCACUGAGCAGUGGUGGAGGACGGAUGACGGAAGUCGGAAGUGCACGCGUCCUGUGGCCACCAACUCACGUGAUAACGUCGAUUUYUUACGUUUUUGCAAGUCGUGGCAGCGGGGUCGUUGGAGGUGGGCGGUAACUGAGUACUCGUACGAUUUUCUGAUAAACCGAACCGUCUACGAUCUACGUUGGUAUCACGGCAUACGGUUCGCGGGACCGAAAUUGUUAAUAAUAAUAAUAAAAAUAAAAAAUACACUAUACAGUAUACACAGAAAAAAUAUUGUUUGAAAGGCCGAACACGUCUUGUCGUCUUGAACACCUCCGCAAACCACCGACGCUAGUAGCCAAUCGUCGUCCGAUGAUAGCACAACGCGGAAGUGCGGAUUGUUAGAUAAAAUACCAAAUAUGACUUUUAAAGGCUGCAUGAAACGGAUUGUUGUAUUAUAGAUCUUUCAAUAUCAAACUACUUUAUUAUAGCUUCAUUGUGCUGUGAUAAAAUACAUAUAUCUCAAUAAUGGCACCAUGCAUGUGUUUUUCAUUUAUGAAACCUGUGAUGAUAUUCUUGUUAAUUUGUGUUUUCGCAACAUGCUGCAUAACAUCAAGUUUCUUUGCUAUAAUUAUAUUUCUUGUAUUCAUAGUUAUACCAAUUGUUUUUCGAUAUUCACCAUCACUUCAAAGAGGAAUGAUAUUCCUAAAUUAUGUUCGUAUGCCAUCUGCUGUUAAUUAUAGUCAUCCCGAAAAGUAUGGUAUCAGAGGAACUAGAAAUUUCUAUAUAAAAACAAAUGACAAUAUGACAUUAGGUGUCUGGCAUGUUUUACCACAUAAUUUGUUGGAUAAAUACGAGGAUGAUAAUUCAACUUAUGAACAACUUUUAAGUCAUGGUGAGCCAAUUGUGAUAUAUAUGCAUGGCAACUCAGGCACGCGGGCAAAUGAACAUCGGGUUCAGUUAUAUCAUGUGCUUCAAGAUAUCAACUGUCAUGUAAUAGCAGUAGACUAUAGAAGUUAUGCCGAUUCUACUGAUGUUGAAGUCAGUGAGCUUGGAGUAGUUACAGAUGCUAUGGAAAUGUUUAGAUGGGUGCAUAAACGUGCUAAUGGCACCCCGAUUUUUGGCUGGGGUCAUUCUUUGGGAACUGGAAUCGGAGCACAUGCAUAUUCACUGCUGGAGAAAGAAGGUCUUUAUCCAAAUGGUCUCAUAUUAGAAGCUCCAUUUACAAAAAUGAGUGACGAAAUACGCGAAUAUCCGCUUACUAAGAUUCAUCGACUAUUACCUUGGUUUGAGUUUUUCAUCAUUGAACCAGUUGAGAAGAAUAAUAUUAUUUUUGAUACUGUGACAAAUUUAAUGAAUACUAAAAUGCCAAUAUUGAUUUUACAUGCACGGGAUGAUAUUGUAAUACCUUAUGAACUAGGUGAAAAGUUGUACAAACAUCUAUUGGAAACUAGAACAGAUGUUACAACUGAAUUUGUGUUGUAUGAUAAACAUUAUAAGUAUGGACAUAAGCAUAUAUGUAAAGAUAAGGAAUUAGGAAAUCGGACUAGGAAAUUUAUCAACGAGUCCAUAAACAAUAUACGUCAAUAAAUAUUUUUACUUUCUUAUCCGUCAUUAAUAAACGCAUGUAGAUAAUUUUAAUUGGUUAUUGUAUUUGUUURGCUCAAUUUUUGUUGUUAUAUGAUUGUAUUUAAAUCCUCAUUGAUAUUUUCAUUACAAAAGUGAUACUACUUUUUACCAUAGUAAUUAAUAAAAAAUGAAUGUUUUUUUAAUUGUGACAAAUAUUCUGUUAGUCUAUUGUUUGUGAACCUCUUAUAAUUAAUUUUAUACUAUUACUUUGUUUUUACAUCAUUUAUUUUCUUCAUUUUUCUAUAAACUUUUUCUUUGUAAUUACUUUUGUUGUCAUUAAAACUACUUAAGUUUUUUUUAAUAAAUAUUUAAUUAUUAAAGCUUGGUCCAAUUUUUUUGAUAUAAAAAUCAAUUCAUAGAAAACGUUUGUUAAAUUUUUGAAUUAUUCCUAAUUUUAAUUUUAAGUUUUUAAUUCUGUUACAAAUCUUAGUAAAUUAUAGCAUACAUACUCUAAA